AUGGAGGGUUCCGGGACCGACGGCAGAAAGCAAGCAGCCGGGUCGAAUGACCGUGCCUCAAAUGCCUCCCUCGUUGACCAGCUCGAUGUCAGCGCACCUCGCAGAAGCAAACGCAAGCCGAGCUCCCGCCCGCCCAAGUUUUUGAAUGCUAUGGACCGUCGAACGGAAAAUGGCAUGAUCGUCCCAGCGCCGCCUCCUGUCAUUCGUACUGAGGAGAAUGACCCGACGCCCUCUCUUCCUUCUGUGGUUGCCGCUGUCCAGCGAAAGAAUCAUCACAAAACGAAGCUUCCGCCGAAGAAAAAGCAGAGACUCGACACGACCCAGCAGACACAGCCGCCUCCACCAAUUAAGCCUAAGGCCGCUUCCAAGCGAGAUCCAAAGCUCCCCGAGACUCCUGCGCAGGCGGAGAAGUGGGAUAAGAUGUUGUGGGAAAAGAAGCUCGAAGGCAAGGGUUGGAGGGAGAUCGCCGAGGAAUGGGAACGGUUGACAGACACAACGACCGAGAUAACGGACCAAAUCAAGGAAAGCGACGCCAUUAUCAAGCGGCGUCAGCUCAUCGAUCGACUCGCUGUCCGCUUCGUCAUGCUCAAGGAGAACUAUGCGGCGUCCGGCACCAUGGAAGCAAGUUGUCCCUCCUCUCUUACUCCCUUAAUGUUAAUAACACUCCGUGCGCAGCUCCCCGAUUCAUACUACGAAGCCCAUCCCCAUGAUCUGAAGUACCAGUACAUAUCUAACCGAAAGCGACAGGAUGUCAAGCUGAUCCGGAUCAUGGACAAGACCAAGGCGCAGCUAGACGAAAAGUUGUGGGAGACUUUCUGUCGCAACUACAAGGAGGACGAAGGCCUUGAGAUCUCAGUGACUGAAGCGCGUAGACGUUACGAAGCUCUCAUCAAUGGUGUCAGGAAAUUGAAGCCCACUGCGAGUGAGGAAAAGGACAUGAUCAAGGUCAAAAAGGAGAUUCGACGGGAACCUGUUGCGAUCAAGCACGAGGACGAUGACUGA
Cladophialophora carrionii CBS 160.54 is the source of this 1002-nucleotide messenger RNA. RefSeq lists its product as uncharacterized. The coding region runs from base 1 to 1002 and encodes 333 amino acids. The record is from RefSeq and is a predicted model, not a curated record. NCBI's taxonomy places the organism in Eukaryota, Fungi, Ascomycota, Eurotiomycetes, Chaetothyriales, Herpotrichiellaceae. The transcript has a single exon.